AUGCCCGGCCAAAACAACGAUGCCGUUUCCUACCUCCCCACCUCGGCCAACACCGAUGGUACCGUGAACAAUCGCGACGCGUCCUCUCCUCUGGCCCUGUCCGAUUCCAAGGACCUUGGCAGCGACAAGAAGGGGGAUUCCGCUAGCCAGGACAACUUUGCAACACGAUCCGUCUCCUCUGGCUUCGACCAACAUGCCGCCGAGGUCCUCGAUGAGGCCGCCAUCGAGGCCGCUGGUCAAUUCACCGGAGCCUCCCUCUACGUUUGGGGUCUCACCGGAAUCUCUGCCAUCUCCGGAAUGCUCUUCGGGUACGACACUGGAGCCAUCAACACCGUCCUGGUUCAGACCGGUACGGACAUUGGAGGUGCUCUACUCACUUCAGGCGAGAAGGAACUCAUCACCUCCGCCCUGUCCGUAGGAGCCAUCUUCGGUGCCAUCUUUGCCGGAUACCUCUCCGACAAAUUGGGACGAAAGCGAACCCUCGUCUUCUGCGACUUUGUCUUUGUCAUCGGAGCCGUCAUCCAAGCAUCGAUCAGUAGCAAAUGGCCCUUUGCCGUCGGACGUCUCGUCAUGGGACUCGGAGUAGGAGCCGCCUCUAUGAUUGCCCCCGUCUUCAUCAGUGAAGUUUCCCCCGUUGGUUGCCGCGGAAAGCUGGUCACUCUCAACGUCGUCGCUAUCACCUUCGGUCAGGUCAUCGCCACUGCCAUCGGUGCUGGUUUCGAUGGCGUUCCUGCUGGCUGGCGCUGGAUCAUCGCCAUUGGCGCCUUCCCUCCCAUCUUCCAAGGUAUCAUCAUCGAGCUCUUCUUCCCCGAGUCCCCUCGACACCUGCAAAAGAUUGGCAAGACCCAGCAGGCUUCCGACGUCUUGGCAAAGAUGUAUCCGCGUGCUACCGCCGACCAGAUCACUGCCAAAAUGCAGGUGCUGCAACAUCACAUCGCCAUCGACACCCAGUCCCUCUACUCCAAGUACAAGGACCUUCUCAUGGUCCCUCAGCUGCGUCGAGCCAGCUUCCUGGCCGCUCUCUUGCAAUGUCAGCAGCAGCUCACUGGUUUCAACGCCCUGAUGUACUUUUCCGCUACCAUCUUCAGUGCCGUGGGUCUGAAGAACUCGACUGCUACAUCGCUCGUCGUCUCUGGCGUCAACUUCAUCGUCACCUGCAUUGCCGUACAGUACCUGGACCGCUUUGGACGAAGGGCCUUCCUCAAGGUCACCAUCCCCAUCAUGAUCUUCGGUCUCCUCUUCUCUACCGUCAUCUUCCAGUUCCUUACCGCUCCCACCAACCACUCACUCGUUGACGGAUACGAGGGAUACAACAAGGCUCUGUCGGGUGUGCUCAUCCUGGGCAUGGUUGUAUUCGUUGGUGGUUACGCCGGUGGUCUAGGUCACGUCCCCUGGUCAGCAGGAGACUUCUUCCGGCAAUCGCACCGUGGAGUGGGAGCCUCAGUGGGAGCCCUGUCCAACUGGUCCUUCAACCUCGUCGUCUCUUCCACCUUCCUGCGCCUCAUGGACGCGAUCAAGCCCGCACCCACCUUUGGCUUCUACGCUGCCUUGUCCUUUGCACUGGCCAUCGUCACCUACUUCUGCUACCCAGAGACACUCAGUCUGUCCCUGGAGCAGGCGCAGAGCACCCUCGAGGGCGGCUUCAAGGUCAAGGAGAGCGAGAAGCUGAGGAAGAGGAAUUGGGAGAUGCUCAGGAAGGAGGAGAGGGACGCAAAGGCUGCCCGCAAGAGCGAGCCACUUCAAAUGGCCCCUCUUCGUGGCCACGGUGUGACCUUAUCAGCAACAGCGGCAGGUGCUUCUUCCUCCUCUUCCGGUCACCACGGCGGCGGCGGCGGCAGCAGCAGCGGCCCUGGCGGAGGUGCUUCCCGUCCAGUCUACUCGUGCGAGCCGUGCAGACGGCGAAAGGUCAAGUGCGAUGGGACCAGUCAUUGCAGGAACUGCAGACGGAGAGGGGAGGAGUGUCGCUGGAUACGGACGCCUGCUUUCCUAACUUCUCGUUCGCCCGUGGAGCUGAAUAGGGGUACCGGUGACGGCAACCUCACUCCCUCGAGCUCCUUGGGUAAUCGCAUCGCCCGCAUCGAGGAGGCACUUGCUAUGGCAGGUCUGCUGGCCAAUGCACAGCCUGCCAUGACCUCACCUCUGUCCAUGGUGUCCUCCUCGCCAUCGUCGCAGCUCGGCUUGCCCGCUCGACGGUCACCGCCCCGGACAGUUGCCAUUGCCAUUUCGGAUCUGGUAGAGUCAGGCAACGCACGGCCGGCCUCGUCGGAGGUAGACGUGCACGAUCGCUUCGAUCAUCAGAUCAUCUCAACGGACGCAGAUCACGACGGAGACGAACCGCACAGCAGUAACACCCGGCAUGCUCAGUUGCAGCAGUUCAGCGAGAUCCUCGGGCUGCUGCCUUCACGACUUCAGUGCGACGCACUCGUUACUGCGUACUUCGAGCAGCUGGAGUGGAUCCAUCACCCGAUCCAUGUUCCCACCUUCAUCGAGUGGUACAAGGGCUUCUGGCUGUCUGGAGUUCAAACGAGACAAUGUCUGCAGUGGCUAGCGCUUCUCCUCUCGAUUCUCUGUCUGGCGGUACACUUUGAUCUGGAAGUGUCGCAGCAUAUGCCCGCGAACGCAAUGGCGGACGAUGCCACCUUCUAUCAAGCGAGUCAGGAUGCCCUCAACGCUUCGGGGUAUCUUGCUCACCACUCGAUGACCGUCAUCCAGACGUUGAUCUUGCAGGGCUUGUACCUCAACAACUGUGGUCAGGCAGAUACCCACCAUGUCAAUCUUGCAAUGGCAAUCAGGAUGGCCAACGGGCUCGGCCUUUCUCAGCUCGAUGCUGGGCGCUCAGGUUCCAUAAGUGGGACAGUGGCUGCAGCUCCUCUCGAGCUGGAGAUGCGCCGGAGGACGUAUUGGAGUUUAGUCUGUCAGGACUGCUAUACGGCCUCUUCGUGCAACUUUACAUACAACAUACCCCCUUCACAGAUAAAGACUAGAGUCUUCGCCGAUCUCAGAGAUGAUGAGAUUGGAGCAGCAGCUCGUCCAAGUCGAGCAGUCGGCGAGCCGACGACUUCGACCUAUCACAGAGAAAAAAUCUCAUUCGCUCUGACCGCUAGGAAAGCAGUGGACCUAUAUAAUGAAGAUCGCUUGACGCACGAUAUUGUCCCCGAGCUCGAGCGCGAGAACUGGUCCCACUACCAGUCCCUGCCAUCCUACCUCCGACUAGAUCAUCCUCCCUGGCAACCACGUACUUCAGCCAACAUGUCCUCGUUGCCAGGUGAGGACCUCCUAGGCUGGGGAUCGGGUCCAUCUGAUGUGCGCCCAUGGGACUCAACCCGCAUACUGACUCGGCAGCUCCAGUGGCAACGCCUCUUCCUUGGUUUCACCAUACACAAUCGGACCAUGCGUCUGCAUCGCGCCUACCUUGCUCGGGGAUACUCAGAGGAGCGCUACCGCGAAUCGAAAAAUGCCACUCUGCAGGCGGCCGUGAGCCUUUUGCAAUUGCUGGAAGAGGCAAAACGUAUCGCUUUCCCGCUGCAGUGGUGGGUCGUGCUCAUACACGUGUUUACCGCCUCCGUUGCGCUCUGUAUCGAUCUGCAUAUGCGUGCUGGACAGAAGAGCGCUGGCACUGUGAUGGCAGCUGAAGAAGCUGACGCCGAAGCGGAGAACCUCCGUUUGGUACAGGUCGCUAUAGGUGUCCUGGAGGAUGCAUCGAGGAAGAGCAGAGCGGCCAAGCGCGCUGUGCGGGUAGUCCAGACACUCCUCUCUCAGUCGCAACGUCGUCGAGACGGGGCAAUGGCAGCUGCUGCUUUUGCAGACGUAGCGGCGCGGGCAUCUCACCUCCCAGAGGCUACAGCGGCUGCCUCUGCUGCUGGACAGCCCACCACAUGGGAGUCGGCGCUGGAAGGUUGGCUGUCGCAGGAUGCUGCUGUUGGCGCGUCGGGCGACGUCUUUGGUACAUUUGACGGGGCAGGACUCGAUGGACUGUCUUCGCCUGGUGAUCUAUCGAAGGAACUGCUGGACACGAUCAAUUCUUUCACGUCGUCGCUGUCUUGA
Molecule: messenger RNA, 4044 nt
Organism: Microstroma glucosiphilum
Lineage: Eukaryota; Fungi; Basidiomycota; Exobasidiomycetes; Microstromatales; Microstromataceae
Exons: 2
Coding region: 1-4044 (1347 amino acids)
Biological process (GO): regulation of DNA-templated transcription; transmembrane transport; DNA-templated transcription
Cellular component (GO): membrane
Molecular function (GO): DNA-binding transcription factor activity, RNA polymerase II-specific; DNA binding; myo-inositol:proton symporter activity
Source: RefSeq, a predicted model, not a curated record